This is a messenger RNA of Lactuca sativa (garden lettuce), 2067 nucleotides long. Its product is annotated as MATE efflux family protein. Gene Ontology annotation, biological process: xenobiotic detoxification by transmembrane export across the plasma membrane. The record is from RefSeq and is a predicted model, not a curated record. Gene Ontology annotation, molecular function: antiporter activity; xenobiotic transmembrane transporter activity. Lineage: Eukaryota; Viridiplantae; Streptophyta; Magnoliopsida; Asterales; Asteraceae. Gene Ontology annotation, cellular component: membrane.
AGAUACAUGAAUGCCUAUAUAUAAUAUAAUAUAAUGUAAUAUGCAUGUAAAGUAGAAAAUAUAUUGAAAUUAAAGUAGGUUUAAAAAUCAUGAUUGGCAUACACGUAGAUGUAGACAAAACCAACCAGAAGUGAGAGCCUUUCUUUGGCCCCUUUAAAUACCCACAACUCCUACACUUAAACCCCUGCAAUUCCCCCCUUUCUCAACACAAACAAAAAAAGGAUAAAAGACAGAGUCUUCAAUCUUGCAAAACAUGUGCCAACAAACUUCCUCACCUCCAUCUCCCUACGUCAAAUGCAGUUCAACCCAAAAACAGCCCGAUAUCUUCGGUCCUUUGAUCCCCAAAAAUAAGCAAACAACACCUGAUGUCAAGCCCCACAAAUCUCAUCUCUCUUUAGCCAUAAAGGAAGCCAUUGCUAUAGCCCGAAUCGCGAUUCCGAUGGUCCUCACGGGAAUGUUACUGUAUUCACGCUCCAUGAUCUCCAUGCUCUUCCUUGGUCACCUCGGUGAGCUUUCUCUCGCCGGAGGUUCACUCGCCAUUGGCUUUGCAAACAUCACUGGAUACUCAAUUCUUUCCGGCCUCUCCAUGGGAAUGGAACCCAUUUGUGGCCAAGCUUUUGGUGCCGGAAAACACACACGCCUUGGCCUCUGUUUACAGAAAACCAUUCUUCUUUUACUUUUGACCUCAUUUCCAAUUUCCCUUUUAUGGAUUAACAUGAAAAGAAUCUUGCUUUUUUGUGGGCAAGAUCAAGAAAUCGCAACAAUGGCACAGACUUAUCUGCUUUAUUCCCUCCCUGACCUCUUUGCUCAAUCUUUCUUACACCCAUUACGAAUUUAUCUUCGUUCGCAGUCCAUAACUUUGCCUCUAUCAUUAUGUGCGUUUCUUUCGAUCGUUCUUCACAUACCCAUUAAUUAUCUCCUUGUUACGAAGCUCGGAUUGGGGAUUAAAGGUGUGGCGCUAAGCAGCGUGUGGACGAAUUUCAACUUGGUAGCUUCAUUGAUCAUUUACAUAUUGAUUUCUGGAGUUUACAAGAAAACAUGGGGAGGUGUUUCGAGAGAAUGUUUGAGAGGAUGGAAUUCGCUUUUGAAUUUGGCGGUUCCGAGCUGCAUUUCGGUUUGUCUGGAAUGGUGGUGGUAUGAGAUCAUGAUUUUGCUAUGUGGGUUACUGGUAAACCCGAGAGCCACCGUGGCCUCAAUGGGGAUAUUGAUUCAAACCACCGCGUUAAUUUAUAUAUUUCCGUCGUCUUUGAGCUUCAGUGUGUCAACUCGGGUUGGUAACGAGCUGGGAGCGGGUCGACCAGGUAACGCUAAGCUAGCAGCCAUUGUUGGAUUGUGUUGCAGCUUCGUUUUGGGUUUCUCUGCUCUGUUUUUCGCCGCCGGGGUAAAAGAUUUAUGGGCGGUGAUGUUCACUCAAGAUAAAGAAAUCAUAGCAUUGACGUCGUUGGUUUUGCCGAUCAUUGGUUUAUGCGAGCUCGGAAACUGCCCGCAGACGACGGGGUGCGGCGUUUUGAGAGGUACAGCACGGCCGAGCAUCGGAGCUAAUAUUAAUCUGGGAUGUUUUUACCUGGUUGGAAUGCCGGUGGCAGUGGCGUUGGGAUUCUAUAUGGGGUUUGAUUUUGAAGGGCUGUGGUUGGGCAUGCUGGCGGCGCAGAUGUCUUGUGUGGUGACGAUGUUGGUGGUGUUGUGGCGGACGGAUUGGGAGGUGGAAGCUCAUAGAGCGAAAGAGCUAACACAGGGUGGCGGCGGCGACGAUUUUGUUAACGAUGAUGCUGACAGCGAAGAAAGUAAGGAGGAAAAGUAUAUGUUAAUCAAAGCUGCAAACAAGGAAGAAGAAUCUAUGGGUUUAGGGGAUGAUUUAGUUUAAUAAUUUGAUUGGAUUAGGUAUAUUUAGAAUUUUAUAAUUAGGUAUGUGUUGUAUAGCAUAGAGUGGUUGGGAGGUAUAUUAUUUUCAUCAUCUUUUCUCAUCGUUUAAUGUUAAUCACUAAGAGUGAUUAACCCAAGAAAUGUAGCAGAAAAUAUUUAAUUUUACCUCCUCCAAAAUAAACAUACUUACUUCUAAAAAUGAUC